UCCAACUGAGAGCCAUGUAUUACUCACUCUUGUUUAUUUAUGUUGGUGCGGUUGAAAAUGUGAGAAAAUGAAUGGCUAAAUCGUAGAUGUGAGACGACGAAAUAAUAUCCAUGCACUGUGAAAUGAUUUGACCAGGUUGGAAAUAUAAAUCGACCUUCUUUCCUCGAAGAUUAACUGCCAAGUUCACUGGUGUGACUGACCAUGGGCCGACUGGAUGAAGCAGCCAAACAAAAAGUGGUGGAGCUACGGAAAGCUGGUCUUAGUUUCCGUAAAAUCAAAGCUGUGUUGGAGCUGGAGAACAUCAAGGUAUCCGCCCAGGCCAUUUAUCUGUACCUGAGGGAGUUUCAAGGGAGGCCGCCAGGGAGGGUCAGACCUCUUGAGGCUGGAAGCAGCACAUCUCAAGCACAAGUGCAUCCUCGAGCUGGGGCAAUACAAGAAAGCUGGAACAAUAUUCAUCUCCAGAGUCUUCUGCGGGAGGCAUCUCAGCAUGCUGGCUUUACAACAGCUGCAAACUUUGCAAAACAAACGCCAACGAACCCAGACACUGGUGUAAAGCCAUCAGGGUCUGGGGAGACCGGUGGAGGCAGCAGGUCAGAGCAGCCACCCAAGGGAGAUAAGGAGGAAAAUGACAUCCAGAUAAUUAGUGUCACAUCACUUGCACAGAAUAGUCAACAGAGAAGUUCCCAGUCCACUGUGGCAAGAUCAAAUACAGGCACUGUGUCUUCCACACCAACAGCUUCUGGUGCAGUCAUGAGGAGGAGGGUUACGCCUUCUCCAGCCACUAAUUCAAUGCUGGCAGCUCGGAAAAGGCUUUUGGACAAGGCACUGUCGCAAAAAAUGAAGUCAUUCCACCAGGUGGCAUCAUUGCUGAGGAGAGAUCACAUGAGUGUUCAAGGCCCAAAUACAGCACCACAACCAUCUGAAACAUAUGAUCUGACCAAUGAGAAGACUGUUAUGGAAGGUCAGCAAGGGGGAGGAGCUACUGGCCCGAGGCGCUUUCUUACACAGAGACCAGGUCUAUCUGUCCGCUCCCUUCAGUCUCUUCCUCGGGUGGGCAUUCGUCUUCCUAAUCGAUCACCCUCACCUUUAACAUCUUCUGCUCCUGGGGUUGCAGUCAUUCGCCUGCAGACCCCUGGAGGUCAGGGCGCCACUCGUACUGAGGGUAACCCGAGCCCUCAACAGGCUGUUCCAGAUACAGGAGGGAGAGGCUGUCUGCUGGAUCAUAUCAAGACUCUGGGCACCGAAGUGCACAGCUUGGGUCUUGCAGUGAAGAUGCUGGUGGAGCAACAGUGCCGCCUGGAGAGGGAGCAGGCGCAGCAGACACACAUUCAGAAGCAGAUCCUCAGCACUCUCCAGAGCUUUUCUUCCAAAAUAGGACACUGUUGUAGCAGUCAGCAGCCACAAAACAAAACUCCAUCCCCCUCUGAUUUGCAAGUCUCUGCAUCUGCCUCCUUCAGCCAAGACACCUUUAACUUUAGUCAAGGGACAUACAGUCAGUGCAGCCAACCCCAGCCAAGCUUUAACUCUUUAGAGAGUAUGGAACAUGCAGAGGCCUUCAAACUACCAAGUUUGAGCCCUUCAAGUAUGAAUGGGUUUCCAACAUGUAGCAAUGCUGAGAGCCUACCACUCACCCACACUCCCCCGGAAACACAAACCUAUUCAGUUGCAUAUCCACAGCAGCCAAACAGUCAAACACUUAUGCCAACAUACUCACAGUCCUACGUCCCGGCAUACAGCCAGUCACAGACUUUCAGUGGAUCGGAGAGUAAAACAUGUGACUUCUCAAGCAGCUGUUCUGCCAGGACGCUCCGGGACUGCAGUGUUUCCACUCAGCCUGUUGAGUCUUCACAGGAUCAGCAGAUUAAUAUAGUCAAAGUGGAAGGACCUUAGAUAGCUUCAGAUGUCACAGAAAAUGUUAGUACCAUAAGGGCUUGGAGGGACUUUUCUAGAGUCACUUUAGAAUACUUAUUUAAGUAAUCUUGUUUUUACAAUUAACCUAUAGUGUAGCAUUUCUUAAAUUAUUUCAAAUCCAAAAACACAUUUUAAGAGAACAAAACAAGCAAUAACGUCAACAGAUUUAUGUGUUUGACAUUUGUCUUUACUAAAGGCAAAAAUCACAAAAUAUGAAGAAAGUUUUGUGCCAACAGGUUGUCAUUGUUUUAAACACUACCUGUAUUUUUUGUAUCUGUUAUUUUUGUAUUAUUAGAACCUGACUAGAACUGUUUUUCAUGCCUCUGUGCUGAUUAAAAAAUGUAAC
Messenger RNA from Cheilinus undulatus (humphead wrasse), 2257 nucleotides. RefSeq lists its product as uncharacterized. The transcript is spliced from 4 exons. The coding region runs from base 202 to 1890 and encodes 562 amino acids. NCBI's taxonomy places the organism in Eukaryota, Metazoa, Chordata, Actinopteri, Labriformes, Labridae. The record is from RefSeq and is a predicted model, not a curated record.